This is a messenger RNA of Labrus mixtus (cuckoo wrasse), 2980 nucleotides long. RefSeq names its product HtrA serine peptidase 3b (gene htra3b). Gene Ontology annotation, biological process: proteolysis. The record is from RefSeq and is a predicted model, not a curated record. Gene Ontology annotation, cellular component: extracellular region. The transcript is spliced from 10 exons. Bases 237 to 1646 code for a protein of 469 amino acids. Gene Ontology annotation, molecular function: serine-type endopeptidase activity; protein binding. Lineage: Eukaryota; Metazoa; Chordata; Actinopteri; Labriformes; Labridae.
GUGAUUCUCAGACUCUGAGCUGAGAGGUUCUCUGUUCGUGUUCGGACGUUUGGAUCUUUUUUCGUCUUCUUUGUGUGAUGAAGGACAGUCCUGUCUCACCUGCCUGUCUCACCUGCCUGUCUCACUGACGUGUCUCACCUGACGUGUAUCACAGGUGUGUGUGACGUGCAGCCAGCAAACCCCGUUGAUCAGGAGGAUUCCCAUGAAAUGAUCUGAGCUUCUCGCUUCCUGUGAACAUGCAGCUCCUCAUCCUCCUCUUCACCUCCGCGCUCCUCUUCCUCACACAAUCCGCACGCGCUGAGCCCAAACCCAAAUGUCCGACCCGCUGUGACGUCAGCACCUGUCCGAGUCCCAGCUGCCCCAGCGGCUACGUGCCGGACAGGUGUAACUGUUGCGUGGUGUGCGCGCGGGCGGAGGGCGAGCCGUGCGGCCGCAAGGAGGAACUGCCGUGCGGGGACGGUCUGGAGUGCAAACACCCGGCGGGGAAACGGAUCGGGAAAGGCUUCUGUCAGUGCAGGUACAGCAGCCAGGUGUGCGGCAGUGACGGCAUCACUUACAGGAACGUGUGUCAUCUGAAGGCCACCAGCAGGAAGAACCAGCAGCAGGGUCUGCACGGGGUCUCCCAGAGCCACAAGGGUCCAUGUGAGAGCAGCACAGGUCCUCCACACUCUUCCAGUCCAAGAUACAAGUUCAACUUCAUCGCAGACGUGGUGGAAAAAAUCGCUCCUGCUGUGGUCCACAUCGAACUCUUCCUCAGACACCCUCUCUUUGGGAGGACCAUCCCUCUGUCCAGCGGUUCAGGCUUUGUGAUGUCGGAGAACGGACUGAUCGUGACCAAUGCUCACGUCGUCUCCAGCACAUCACCUGUGUCCGGUCAGCAGCACCUGAAGGUCCAGAUGCACAACGGAGACGUAUACGAAGCCAACAUCAAAGACAUCGACAAAAAGUCAGACAUCGCUACAAUCAAGGUCAACUCUCAGAACAAGCUGCCUGUCCUGCUCCUGGGUCACAGUGCAGACCUGAGGCCGGGGGAGUUCGUGGUUGCCAUUGGCAGCCCAUUCGCCCUGCAGAACACCGUCACCACAGGCAUCGUCAGCACGGCUCAGAGGGACGGGAAGGAGCUGGGCCUCAGGGACUCGGAUAUGGACUACAUCCAGACCGACGCCAUCAUCAAUUACGGGAACUCAGGAGGACCUCUCGUCAACUUGGAUGGGGAGGUGAUCGGCAUCAACACCCUGAAGGUGGCAGCAGGGAUCUCUUUUGCCAUCCCCUCAGACAGGAUCACCCGUUUCCUCAACGAAUCAGUGGACAAACCCAACAAAGAUGUGAGGUCGGUAAAGAAGCGCUUCGUUGGAAUCCGGAUGCUGACCAUCACACCAGCGUUAAUUGAGGAGCUCAAACAGCAGAACUCAGACUUUCCUAAUGUGACCAGCGGGAUCUACGUCCAUGAAGUUGUUCCUCACUCACCUGCAGACAAAGGUGGAAUCAAAGACAGUGACAUCAUUGUGAAACUGAACGGCAAACCUAUGAUGACCACAGCCGACCUGCAGGGGGCGCUGCAGGAGGAGUCUGCCCUGCUGCUGGAGGUCAGGAGGGGCAACGAUGAUCUCCUAUUUAACAUAGAGCCUGACGUCAUAAUGCAGUAAAGAUGGCGGUUCACCUGCAGGGCACGGAGAACGUCCCAGACUGUUCCUAAACCACUAAACACUAUUUAAACACGUCACAGAGUGGAAACAUUACACUGGUGUGAAGUAGUGUUCGAACAGUGCACACAGCUCCAGACACCGUGCACCUGGCUGUUACCUGUAUAUGUCUCUGACCAGGUCAACGCUGGAACAAUCCCUCACAUGGACCUCACCUUGAAUCCAAAGCCUGUCAGUGACUGUUUGACUUGAAAUAUAUUUUUCUCCUGUAGACACGUUCACUAAACACGUUCAUGAUCUGAAUAUGACGCCUUUUUAUUACACAUGGCGAUGAUAAAUUCCCUUUGAGGGACAGUUGUGACUCAGUGGUAGAGUUGGUCGUUUCUCAACCAGAAUAUCGGGGAUUCGAUCCCCAGCUGAUGCAGCCAUCAGUGUGUGAAUGUGUAUAACUGUGGAUGAGUUAAUACUGAUGGACUCUUUACACAGCAGCCUCUACCAUCAGUGUGUGAAUGUGUAUGAAUGGAUGAAUUAAUACUGAUGGACUCUUUACACAGCAGCCUCUACCAUCAGUGUGUGAAUGUGUAUGAAUGGAUGAGUUAAUACUGAUGGACUCUUUACUCAGCAGCCUCUACCAUCAGUGUGUGAAUGGAUGAGUUAAUACUGACUCACCGUGUGAGCGAUGUCCAGCCUGUCAGAGACGGACUGAUGGAUGGUCCUUCAUGUCCACAGCUUGAGUCUGCUCCGUGGUUUUACAUCAUGAUGUGGAGGGACAUGUCCAGCAUGUGUGAACUUGUUGUAGGUUCAUAUUUAUAUGAAGCUCUUGAUAUUUUUCUGUGUGUAUUAUCCACAUGUCAUGCUGUAUUUGUUCAUGAUUGCUGAUUUGUGGACACUGAUUGGCUCUUGGACUCAGUGAACAUUAUAAUACACACAGAGAUAAGUUUGCUGUUUUUCAUUACAAGCUCUCUCUGCUCUCAUUGGACGAUCUGUCGUCAUAAAAACUGAUAAUGACUGAGUUUGUUUCUUCAUGUCUGUUCUCUGUUACUGACUCUAAGGAGGAUCUUUGUAAUGUCCUGCUCAUCCUCCUGCUGUCUGUGGUUAAUGCUCAAUGUGACUCUUUAGUGUUACAAGAUGUUUUUCUAGAACUCAUCGUGAACCACAUGUGUGCUGUAAGAGUGUUUUUCCUGCUGCUUUGCUUUCUAACUGUUGGAGCUUUAAAGUGAACAGACUUGUUUACAUGGAAGCACCUCUGCAGCAGCCUGUGGACAAAAACCUUUUACACCAAAUAAACUUUGAUUGAUUGCAGCUGUUCUGGAAUAAAAGGAUUCACCGAUGUGCCA